Molecule: messenger RNA, 5883 nt
Organism: Vespa mandarinia (Asian giant hornet)
Lineage: Eukaryota; Metazoa; Arthropoda; Insecta; Hymenoptera; Vespidae
Gene: rsh
Product: Rap GTPase activating protein radish
Biological process (GO): regulation of small GTPase mediated signal transduction
Cellular component (GO): cytoplasm
Molecular function (GO): protein binding; GTPase activator activity
Source: RefSeq, a predicted model, not a curated record
UGUAUGUAUACGUGAACGUAUAGAGGGGGAUGGAACAGCACGUCUGCGCGAUGUGAAGCAAGGGGUGGGAGAGAGCAAGAGAGUCUCUUUAGCGGGGACCCGACGUGCUUUUCUACCCUCGACGACGACAGUCCUGCCGCACCACCAAAACGUGCCACAUAAUCAUCGGCCAGAUCCUUAUCAUGCGAUGUCGUUGCCGAGCCCGAGACUUCGACAUUACAGGACCAUGACAGCGAUCUGCUUCGUGUGUAACCUGCCGAUCCUGAGUCACCAGGUCGGAUUAAUAUGGCAAGGAGGAAAUGGCUGGGACGAUCUCAUGCGAGAACAGGUGGAGGAGACUACUCUGAGACAAAGAUUAGGUACAGGAAGAAGAGAUUCAGCGACACAGAUCACGUCGAUCUCACCGCCGAACGAGAUCCAAGAAUCAUCCCCUACGAAUCAACGAAGGAGACGAUCAAGUUUGGCUCAAUUAACGGAUAUAAUAAGAGAAUGGGGUGGUGGUGGAACAGGUGGAAAGAGCGGACGUGGUAGUAAGCUAUAUCGUAGAGAAACAUUAGCUGAUAUAGCUAAAUCAUUACCGUGGUCAAGACAGACAACAUCGGACGCCAGUCAUCUGGCCAGUUUGAGAAAAAAACGUGAAAAUUCAGAGGACAGCGGUAUAAGAAGUCAAGCUUCGACGAGAUCUAGAAAAGAUUCAACGAUAAGUGAUUUUAAAAGUGAUCUAGCCAGAUUAUGGAGUAAGAGAGAUGUUCAACCACAACAACCACCAACUGUUAUCUCACCAACACCAAGACGAGGUUCGGGUGAAAGUGCAAGAUCGAGAAGGGAUUCUAUUAUAGCCGGACAAAUUCCUAGUCCAGGCGAGCGAAAGCACAAUUGCCGUCAUCACAGACGUCGACAAUCUCAACAAUCGCAGCAAUCGGUCGAAGGUGUCGGCGUCACGCCUACUAAAUAUUAUAUCAAUGAUCAAAGACCGAGUGCUUCCAGCACUGAUAGCGGUGCCAGUAAUAUUGCUAGAGAUCACACAGAUACGCGUAGAAAUUCAACGGACAAGAGCGAAAGGUCGAGCAGUUUCGAAUCGAAAAGUCAAAUACCAAUGCUAUCGACGGAAACAAAGGCGGCAACACCUACUACAUCAGGCAUGACUAUCGAUGGUAAAGCUAUGACUAGUACUGCGACAGAAACUAAAAUAUCCAGCGUUACUACAGGAACAACUAUGUCGAGUACUUUGACCGUCAAUGCGAGACCAUCGUCAGAAGUUAAGACUCUUACUUUGGAACCAUCAGUCAAUACUCCAGCCAUUAUAAUGUCCUCUGUAACACCACCGACUGUUUCACCUGUAACUGGAAAUAGUCUCCCACUUCCUGGCACUUCGACCACCGGUAGUUCCAGUCCAGUUGGAUCACCGAGCGUCAAUGCAGCACAUCCCUUGUUAGCUACUCGAAGAGAUUCCACCACGCAAUGUUAUUACAAAGGAAAAGAAGCGUCGCCGAAUAAAUUAUCAAAAUUAACGCGGCAGGCAGCGGCAAUAGACGAAUCCGUGCCUCCUGUUGGACGACGUGGUAGUCAACCAACGUUAUCACCUGAUCCAGAUGACGGUGGACGAAAGGCACGCAGGGAUUCGCUCAGUCCGGAUUCCGCGUCUUAUCCAAGACGUCGCGAUUCGAAGAGUCAUUUGAGUCCCGAUAGAACGGUCGAUAAAAGAGAUAUCAGUCCAAGUAGACAGAAAAAAGCUCAAUUGAGAAGACAGUCAACUUCAUAUGCUCAACCACAAAGAUCACCGAGUGGAUCAUCCUGUUCGUCGAGAGAUCCAAGCCCUUGUGCGCGUGCACCACUUCAACAUUCUCAAACAAUGCGAAGACAAUCUACUACAACCGAAGAGAUCCUAAUAGCACGUGGAUUUCGACGACAAAGUACAACCGAAGAGAUGAUUAGAUGUCGAAAUUUUCGUAGGCAGAGUUCCCAGAACGAGGACACGGUGGGUCAUCCUUACCAAGUACAAAGAUAUCGAGGACGAAGAGAUAGUUCAGCACAAAUCACCGACGGAACUUUUGCUACAAUGACGGUCGAGACCUCGAGCACUUUUUUCGAUAGCAGCACUCAGACUGAACCGUCGUCGUUGUACGACAACAACCACUACCACGAGGAGUGCCUAAAAUGUAACAGCUGCGGCGUCAAUCUGACGGGAAUCAAUCAGAAAAGGGCGAGGCGAUUCAAAAAUCAGAUACUUUGCGAUCUGCACUUUGCCGACGUGGCGCUGAUGGAGUGCUCGGACUUCAUGCAGCUGUUGCGCAGCUUCAAGCCACACAGUUUAGGCAACGCGGUUGCCAGAAGAAAAUCUUCUAACACAUUGAUCUUCCUUUUGCCAUCUCAGGCUUGUUCAGAUGAAUUCUGUCAGGAGUAUCCGCACAACUUUAUACCAGCGCCUGGUUAUUGGAUCGAAUGCUCGAGGCAACAGAUCACUACUGAUCUUAGCAACGAAAGAAGUGUCAGGGAUGGUAUAGAUCCUGAUGAAAUCGAGGUCAAUCAAUUUUCCUUGUCCGAGGAAAGGGAAUUCGAGACGAACGACGUCCAGAAAAAGAAAACUGCGAUCGAGGAACAAUGGGAAAAGUAUCAAUGUUUCGAAUUGACAUCGGUCGAGCAAGAAACAUAUGAGAAGUACUUUUACGCUUCAGAACAUUGGAAUUAUUUCACCAACGACGAAGAUCUUGGACCUGUUAUACUCAGUAUCAAACAGGAGACGCUCAAUGGACGUGAUCAAUUUAGGAUACUCGUAAGGGCUAUCAGUUAUACGGUACAUGGACUUAUACCAGCCAGCUGUGUCUUCGCUGAUCGGUACAAUCGAGAAGAGGUUGUACGUAGUCUUGGUAAAGAGGUGAACAUCAAUCCACCGUUGACGCUUGGCCAAUUGCCGGACACCCCAGAGGAACUUCUCAAGCUCGAUCAAGCUUUUAUCAAGUCCGAGGUGAAAGUUGGAGUGAUAUAUGUGAGAGAGGAACAAUGUACCGAAGAGGAGAUACUUGAUAACAACGAAAAUUCACCGCUUUUCGAAGAAUUCCUUCAGAUACUUGGUGAUAAGGUCAGAUUAAAGGGAUUUGACAAGUACAAAGGUGGCCUUGAUACAGUUCACAAUUUAACUGGCAUUUAUUCGGUCUAUACUAAUUGGCGAGGCAUUGAAAUCAUGUUCCAUGUGUCGACCCUAUUGCCCUACGAGAAACACGAUACGCAAAAGCUUCAAAGGAAAAGACACAUUGGCAACGACAUUGUCUGCGUUGUAUUUCUGGAAGCUGAUAAAACAAGAUUCAAUCCUGCCUGUAUAAAGUCACAUUUCUUGCACACAUUUAUAUUGGUACGCGUGAGUCCUGCUGCUCAAACUAAAAGCCCUCAAAAAGAGAUUACCAAAUAUGAGGUAUCGGUGGUAACCAGAGAUGAAGUCGGAGCGUACAAACCUUAUCUGUGGGAACAGAGUGUCUUUGAAAAAGGUCCGAUGUUCCGGGAAUGGAUAUUAACAAAAAUUGUUAACGGCGAAAGGGCGAGUUAUUCGGCACCAAAAUUUGCGAGAAUGCAAGAAAGAACAAGAAGCCAAAUGAUGGAGGAUAUUGUCACUAAUUUGAUCAAUCACGCGGAAACAGGACAAAUUCCAAAACCAUAUAGACGAGGAUCCUGGAGACCGAUUGGACAUAUGAGACCAUUUUCACCCCUCUUAGAUUCAGUUCGUGAUAAAUUCGAGGAUUACGAUCAGCUGGCCAAAGAUUUCACUAAAGUAUUUUUAAACAAUACUGAAAAUGUUUCUUUGAAUGCCAAUCUCUUCGACGUAUCCUUCCUUGUACCUGGUCAACAGAAACAAAAGGUCCGAUUUAUUGGAGUUAGAGCUAUCUUGGCUGUCAGAAGCAGGGUCUUUCAAGAAAUGUUAUAUGGGAUUCAAGCAGGUUUUGGAAGUCCUCAAGUGCCAGUCGCCGAAUUGUUAGCUAGACCAGCACCUACAUUGCUUAGUCCACAAAAACCAAAGAGUUCUAAUUUUCUACAAGUUCCCGACAUGGAAAGUCCUAGGCCCAAAAGUGUGCCCUCAUCACCGAUGGUGAAACGUGCCAUCUCGAGACUUGGAACCUUAACUGCCGGUUGGGGAAGAAGCAUCAGGAAACACGGAAGUAAUACAUUGCAGAGCGAGGAUCGUAAACGAUGGGCCAGUUCACAGGAUUGCAGUAAUAAAGACGCAAAGGAUAAGGAUAAGGCCGCUGAAUAUUUGGCUGUACCAAGGCUCAGCGUUUAUGCUGACGCACAAAAGGUCGAUCGUGCAAAACUUGCCCAAACCGAGUUCGACGUGAUCGAGUUCGAUCCGGAAACCUUCAGAAUCUUAUUGGACUAUCUACAUACUGGCUCUUGUCCUUUGACCUGCAGCAAUAUACCAGGUCUGAUAUGCGCGGCCGAACACUAUGAUUUGCCAGAAUUACUUCAAGCUUGUUUCCAUCACGCUAAACAAUAUCUACGUAUCGAGAUAGUCUGCGUGAUGUUAUGCGCCCUUGAAAAUUAUUAUUGGCGUUAUACAUCGGCGAACGAUUUGAUCGACAUGAUAUUGGCUUUCGUUAAGACAAGAGCUUAUCAACUCUUUCAAAAUCCAGACUUCCUAACAUUGAGCGAGUCGAUGGUACAAACGAUAAUGUCAAGCCGUCCCGAGGUCGCGGAGAUAAAAAAAUUCGAGGCCAUGUUGAAAUGGGCGAAUCAUAGGAUCAAAACGAAACCAACUAAGCUCGAUCCUAAAGUUGAAUUUAAAUGUAUCAUGGAGAGAUUAUGCAACGAUAUCAAUUUGUAUAGAAUACCUCCUCAAGAAUUGGUUAGGAUCGUUUUACCAUCAAAGGCCAUUGAAAAUGAAUUGAUCUUGAAGACGUUAAUGGUCCAAGCGAAAUCGGGAAUCUAUCGUAAUGUUGACAGUUAUCUAGAAGCUUAUCAAGAGAACAUUCAGAAUCAAGAGAGUUUUGAUUACUAGCCAAGGGCUCGUGGUAGAUCGUCGAGUGAGCGACGUCGUGACAGAUUCACGGAGGAUUUACUCAAAUAGAUUGCUGUCUGAAGAGAGAGAGAGAGAGAGAGAGAAAGAGAAAGAGAAAGAGAAAGAGAGAGAGAAAGGAAGAGAGAGAUAGAGAUAGAGAUAGAGAGAGAAUAAUAAUACCUAUGAUUCGAUAUCAAGCUGACAGGCCUUCUACUAGAGAAAUCGUGACCUCUCUCUCUCCUGGCGUAACUUAUGAUUAGAAACAUGCUACCAUGCUACUUGAUGCGUGGGAGUUGCACUAAUUAUACCUUCGCCAACUCUGACAAGCGUUGUGAUUGAUCAUCUGAAAUCGAAUAAGCUCGCACGUCGUCUACCAUGUUAAUCACUAAGAGAAUAUCGGACUAUGAACAUUAAUUAUUAUUACGAUCCACGUAGUAUGUGUAUGUGUACGUGUCGUAUGUUUCGUAUAUACGAUAAUCAAUAUUUUCUCAUGUGCACGUAUUAAAUCGAUCAAAAUCAUUGAAAUAUAUAUAAUAUAAUCGUUAAGACUUUUUAUCGACGGAUCUACGAAGAUAACUAAAGUGAAUACGACGAAACGUUGAGAUAAAUUAAUCUGCGAAAAAUAAGAAGUGUUUCGUGAGUUCGAUUGCGAUUGAGGAGGAUAGAUAAAAAAAAAAAAAAAGAAAAGAAAAAGAAAAAGAAAGAAAGAAAGGAAGGAAGAAAAAUACCCCCCCACCUCCCGUUUCCCUAAAAAAAAAAAAAAAAAGAGAGAAAAGAAAAAAAAUUCCUUCGUCUCAUAAUUGAACUAUCAUUGUCACAGAAAGAGAGAAAAAGAAAGAAAGAAAAAAAGAAAGAAAGAAAGAAAGAAAGAAAGAAAGAAAGAAAGAAAGAAAUAAAGA